Messenger RNA from Symbiodinium pilosum, 546 nucleotides. NCBI's taxonomy places the organism in Eukaryota, Dinophyceae, Suessiales, Symbiodiniaceae. The record is from the annotation of a GenBank genome assembly.
AUGAAGCUGGCAGGUCCUGAAGGAAGCUAUGCAUUGCAUGGUGGACAGCAGCAACAGCUGUUAGCGACUCCCACGCCGCAGAAGAGCCCGCGCUCGCUGUUCCGUGUGGCAACCUUGUCUUCGGGCUGGUCAAGCCAGUCUAAGCCACAGGGGUCAGCACACGUGUCCACGGGCAUCUCCGGGGCUAGCAGCUUUCGACAGGGUUGCCUGCGAUCGCACUUCCUCUCGGAAGAUUACAAUGACGGCAAAGACAUGAGCACUGCUGACACGCAGUACAACCUUGAGGUACAAGCCCAGAUCCCCCUCUACAAACACCUUCGAACAGGAAUUCUGGUGUGGCGGCGUGCUCUGGAGAUCGCCUCCUCCCGUUACAGAGUCGACGAAGUCGUGCUUUUGUUUCACUAUACCACAAAAGGAAAUUUCUACGCCAUCUGCAACGCUGCUUUUGUGACUCCAGAGCUUUGGUCCGCGCUGAAGGCUGCGGAUGGUGGUGUUCACGCAAUUGCGAAAGAACCGGACCAGCUGGGAAAGAAGCAGAUGGUGCAG